GUGAUCAACUAUGAAAACGACUUGAGUGUGGAAGUUACUGUACGCCAGGAGGAGGGCCGCACUGUGUCCACUCUGCUGGUGGUCCGGGCCACUUUGGACCACUCUGGCCGCUACCAGUGUGCUCCUUCCAACGCGGCCCGGGCCUCAAUCACGGUCCACGUGUCCAAAGGAGAGGAACCAGCAGCCAUGCAGACCAGCUGCAGCCCCAAGAUGCAGCAUCACCAGCAUAUGUUGAUCUCUGCUGCAUCUGUCUACGUAGGAGUUUUCCUUCUGUCUUGAAAGGAGGGAGGGAUCUUGAGAUGAUUUCGGGGGUUAG
Messenger RNA from Procambarus clarkii (red swamp crayfish), 316 nucleotides. Lineage: Eukaryota; Metazoa; Arthropoda; Malacostraca; Decapoda; Cambaridae. The record is from RefSeq and is a predicted model, not a curated record.